GGGAAGAGCAUGGUGAUUGUUCCUUGAAGAACCCUGACUCUAGACGCCUGAGAAGAUGCUGGCCAUGAAGCUGUUCACUUGUUUCUUGCAAGUCCUGGCUGGAUUGACGGUACAUUCCCAGGGGACCCUGUCUGCUGGGAACAACUCAACAGAAGUAGAAGUGGUGCCCUUCAAUGAAGUGUGGGGCCGUAGCUACUGUCGACCAAUAGAGAAGCUGGUGGAUAUCAUCGAUGAGUACCCUGAUGAGGUAGCAUACAUAUUCAGCCCAUCCUGCGUCCUCCUGUCUCGCUGUUCUGGCUGCUGCGGGGACGAGAGUCUGCACUGUGUGCCGCUAAAGACAGCCAAUAUCACCAUGCAGAUCUUGAAGAUCCCCACCAUUGGCGAUCCUUCCUACGCGGAGAUGACAUUCUCUCAGGAUGUGCUCUGUGAAUGCAGGCCUAUUCUGGAGAAGACGAAGUCGGAAAGAAAAUCAGGGGGAAGAGGAAGAGAGAGAAGCAGAAACCCACAGACUGAGGAACCCCACCUGUGA
Arvicola amphibius (Eurasian water vole) is the source of this 529-nucleotide messenger RNA. RefSeq names its product placental growth factor (gene Pgf). The record is from RefSeq and is a predicted model, not a curated record. The coding region runs from base 56 to 529 and encodes 157 amino acids. Gene Ontology annotation, cellular component: membrane. Lineage: Eukaryota; Metazoa; Chordata; Mammalia; Rodentia; Cricetidae. The transcript has 6 exons. Gene Ontology annotation, biological process: sprouting angiogenesis; induction of positive chemotaxis; vascular endothelial growth factor receptor signaling pathway. Gene Ontology annotation, molecular function: chemoattractant activity; growth factor activity; vascular endothelial growth factor receptor binding.